Molecule: messenger RNA, 1589 nt
Organism: Apis cerana (Asiatic honeybee)
Lineage: Eukaryota; Metazoa; Arthropoda; Insecta; Hymenoptera; Apidae
Product: D-altritol 5-dehydrogenase
Molecular function (GO): zinc ion binding; oxidoreductase activity
Source: RefSeq, a predicted model, not a curated record
CCUUUGGACGAAGUUUGAAAGAAGCGCGCAUUGACAAUCUCUCGUGAAAAUAUAUUGUGAUUUUAUAAAGACACAUUUGUGCAAUUUUCCAUUAUAAUAAUUGAUAACUGUUUAUAAUAUCAUUAUAUUUUGUAUUUAUCAAAACAUUACGACGACUACGAAACUUUUAAAAUAUAAGUGAAAUCUUGAAUAUCAUUGUCAAUGUAAUUUCAAGAUGGCGACACCGAACUGCAUUUUGCGCGGUAAAACGAAAUCAAUGGAUAUAUACUGAAUCGGAAUUCUUAUUUCGAAAAUAAUAUAAAUAUUGUACAUGAAAUGGAAGUGUUUUUCGUCUUCAGUUGUACGAAUUUCGAGAAAUUGCGUCUCCCACGCGACCGAAGCCAUUGCGCGCCACAGCGUAUUUGGCGAUUAAGCAUCGGCACACGGCACCAAUAUAUAAACAUAAACACGUGGCAAAACAGAUAUAUAAAUGUUGGACAGAGAUGCUGAGUUAGUUGUCAUCCGUGCAUAACUAGAAGAUGGAAUUCCUCAGCUUCGACGUGAAGAAUCACACUCUUGCAUUGCGGAAAGCGGAUGUGCCGAAUCCGGGACCGAACGAUGUUCGAAUCAGAGUUGCUUACUCGGGCAUUUGCGGGACCGAUCUUCAUAUAUUGGAAGGAUCGUUUCCAUGUAAAAAGGAUGGCUUUCUCACUCUUGGUCACGAAUUCGCAGGCACGGUAGACGCGGUUGGCUCCUCGGUAAAGAACUUCAAAGUAGGGCAAAGAGUGGCUGUUGAUCCUAACAGUGGAUGUAAUACAUGCAACUACUGUCACGAUGGUUCUUAUCAGCACUGUAGCGCCGGUGGCAUAAACAGCACGAUAGGAAUUUAUAAAGAUGGUGGAUUUUCCACUCACGCUAUCGUACCUGAAAGUCAGGUGUAUUUAAUACCAGAUGAUGUCGAAUUGCAUCAAGCCGUCCUCGUCGAGCCUCUGUCGUGUUUGGCUCAUGGAUGGAAGAAACUUAAUAGCGUCAACGUUGGUAGCAACGUACUCGUAAUUGGCGCCGGAAUCAUUGGUCUUUUGUGGGCUUGUAUGUUACAUUUGCACGGGCUUAGGAAAUCUGUGACGAUCAGCGAACCUCAGGAAAAACGGCGGAAACUGGUGACAAAACUUGAUCUGGAUUUCGAGGCAAAGAGUCCAGAACAAUUAAAGAAUUCGUAUGACGUGGUCGUGGAUUGUAGUGGUUCCGCACCCGCUAUAGAAGCAAGCAUUCCUUUAUUAGCACCAGGUGGUCGUUUAUGUAUAUUCGGAGUCGCCAAUCCUAAAGCUAAAUUCAGCGUCGAACCAUUCCAGGUAUAUUUAAAGGAAUUGACGAUAUUAGGUGUAAACAUAAAUCCUUUCUCAUUUCCCAGAGGAUUGGGUUUAUUACGUGCAAUGGCUGAUAGAUAUCUGAAUUAUGAUAAGUUAGGUAUUAAAGUAUUCUCGUUGUCGCAAUAUCGUGAAGCUUUGGAAGCUCUGAAACGAGGUGAAAUCAGUAAAGCAGUCUUCAAAUUGUAAAAAGGAAAAUUAAAUAUGAAAUUAAAUAAUAAAAUAAACAUUUUUUAACAAUAA